This is a messenger RNA of Ilex paraguariensis (yerba mate), 183 nucleotides long. Lineage: Eukaryota; Viridiplantae; Streptophyta; Magnoliopsida; Aquifoliales; Aquifoliaceae. The record is from the annotation of a GenBank genome assembly.
AUGAUCCUAGUUGCAGUUAGGCAGCAUCAGGCAAACUCUCAUGCAAAAAAAGGGUGGGAGCAAUUCACUGAUGCUGUCAUUGAAACAAUUUCAAAAAAGAGAAGAGGAAUUGUAUUCCUUCUAUGGGGAAACUAUGCUCAGGCAAAGACCAGGUAUUUUCACUUGGCAAGCUUGGCUUUGUAG